Pieris macdunnoughi is the source of this 1050-nucleotide messenger RNA. The record is from the annotation of a GenBank genome assembly. NCBI's taxonomy places the organism in Eukaryota, Metazoa, Arthropoda, Insecta, Lepidoptera, Pieridae.
AUGGAAGACAGUGAAAUGGCUACACCAGAGGAUACUAUGUUAGAUAGCAAAAAGCCUUUAAAGUUCCAAAAAGCUACAAUAUCGUGUAUUCAAGAAUGUGAAACCAGUGAUGCCGAAAGGCUUUGUAUCUUUGACAUAGGAUAUAAGCUUGAGUAUUCUGAUGAAUAUGAUGUAGCUGGUACAUUUACUAAUAAAAAACCAGAAUUAUGGUUCUACAUAAUGACAGAAAUUUGUCCCUCUGACAAUCUUUUACUCAAUCUUUUUGUAUGCCAUAGAAAUGUUGGAUUUUUCUCUGUUGGUAUUAGUAAAUCAAGUCAACUGAAAACUGAACCUAAACAUGAAGAUUAUGUUUUUCUGCAUGAUGAUUUAAUAUGGAAGUCAUUCAAAUCAUCAAAACCAGACCAGUGCCAUUUCAUAAAAACAUUUAAUUUUUAUAAAACGGACUUAGAAGGUGUUUUUAAUAAUAAGGCAUUAAUAAUUCCAAUUAAGUUAAAAGUUACACCUACUUUUGGACUAAAUAUAACAAUUGUUGAAAAAGUUCAGGCAAAACAUAAUAUAGGAAACAUAAUAAAACAACAGCAGUCAGAUUUUACUCUAGAAUCUGCUAGCCAUAAAAAAUUCCCCACACAUAAAAUAAUGUUAUGUACUCACAGCCCUGUGUUGAGAGAUCUAAUUAAAUCAUCAUCAACUGACUCUAUGUUUUUUGAUAUAAAAGAUGAAAUUAUUGAAUUAUUUUUGGAAUAUAUAUAUUCUGGCAAUAUACAGGAUAUAAACAAAUAUGAGAGUGAGGUAUUAUUGGAGUUGGCGGAAAAAUUCAAAUUAAAUAAUUUAUAUCCGCUUAUAGAGACUACUAUCAGAAAGAAGGUUUGCAUUGAAAAUGCUUUGGAUAUUGCAAAACUGUCACAAAAAUACCAACUUAAAGAGGUGGAGAAAAGUGUUUUUAAAUUUUUCAAGGAAAAUCCAGAGGUGCUAGAAACUGAUGCUUGGAAAAACCUUAAUGAUAUUGUUUUAACUAAGAAAUUGUUUGAACAUAUUUAUUUUGAUAAAUAA